Messenger RNA from Cimex lectularius (bed bug), 938 nucleotides. RefSeq lists its product as uncharacterized. The transcript is spliced from 3 exons. The record is from RefSeq and is a predicted model, not a curated record. Lineage: Eukaryota; Metazoa; Arthropoda; Insecta; Hemiptera; Cimicidae. The coding region runs from base 142 to 798 and encodes 218 amino acids.
AUCCCUAAAAACUUCAAACCACAUGUGUUCUACACAUGUAGUUUUUGUUCCUUAAAAAAAGUUUAAAUUCUUUUGUAUAAAAUAAAUUCCAAUGUUGAAAUAUUAAUUAUGAAAACUUAAAAUACAAAAUUUCCUGUCAGGAUGGCAGCAUGCAAAUGUCCUACAAUCAACUUGGCAAAGGUUUCCAUCCAGGCAUUAAAGCUGCAAGAGUCAAAGCUUCAGAAGCUGCCGGUGGCAACUAGGGAUAUAAAAUGCAGGACGCCCUAUCCAAUUCCACCACCUCCAAGACUAAUUAAGUAUAAGACCAUUCAGAUAUGCCAGGCACCACCGAUUGAUUUUAUACACCCUGCUUUGCCAUGUAUUUGUCCUCCUUGUCCAAUUUGCCCGACCAAAGCUGAAAGACUACAGGCAUUACUAAAACUUGUUGGAAAAUUUUAUGUACUCUAUUUUUUAUUUCAACUAGCAAAUGCUGGUGAGUUUUGGGGUAGUGCUGAUGCAUCUGCUGAGCUGGUGACGUCGAUUAGCAACUUAAUAUUACGGUUGUCUGGCAGCAAAGAGCAGUUCAAGGGGCAUAAAAUAGGAUUUUUCCAAGUAGACAAAAUAAAAUAUAACCUUUUGACAUUCUGGGACAAAUUGGUCUUUACUGUAUUCUGGUAUUCAGUGGGUCUACCAGCCAAAUAUUACAAUGAUAUAGCAAAUCAGGUGAACAGGGCUUUAUUUUAUAAAGAAUGUCCAUGUAAGCUCAAGAAGCAGGAAGAAUUAGCAAAGCAAAAUGAAGAGAAAAGCAAAAAGAAAUAGCAGUAAGAAAAGCAAAUCUGAAAGAAAGAGAGUACAGAACGAAUGGAGUAUACACAAGCUUUGUAGCAAGGUGCCUUUGCAAAUUGUAAAAAUGUUAUUACGCAAAACUAAAUUAAAAUAUUUUUUAUCAGUGUGUUUAA